Molecule: messenger RNA, 1830 nt
Organism: Rotaria sordida
Lineage: Eukaryota; Metazoa; Rotifera; Eurotatoria; Philodinida; Philodinidae
Source: the annotation of a GenBank genome assembly
AUGAAUGCAUCUCCGAGAUCUUCUCCAACAAAAAUGAAUACAUACUCCACACCAGAUGAUUCACCAAGAGAAGAUGAACAUGAUUGGGAUUCGUAUUUAAUUGAAACAAAUAGUGAAGCAGCACCAGCAAAUAAUUUCAAACAAGCUUCGAUUCCACCAGUAAAUGAAUUCAUUAUAGGAGAAAAACUUGAAUCAAUUGAUCCCAGAAAUCAAGAUUCAUGGUGUAUUGGAACAAUUAUUGAAAAAGAUGGACCAAGAGUACGUAUACGAUUAGAUGGAACUGAUGAUCGAAAUGAUUUUUGGCGUCUUGUCGAUUCAACAGAUAUUCGUUGUUAUGGAACAACAGCAAAAUAUGGUGGACAAAUUGUACCACCGCUUGGUUUUCAACUAAAUUCAACUCGGUGGUCAAAAUAUUUUGAAAGAAAUGUUAAAGAUGGUCCGUUUGCAGCUGAAUCAUGUUUCAAACCGCAACCUUCAAAACCUGAAAAGAAUUUAUUUAAAAAAGGACAAAAAUUAGAAACUGUCGAUCCAAGACAUCCUCAUGUUAUAUGUCCAGCAACAGUAAAUAAUGUUAUGCCUGGUGAUCAUCGAAUUAUGUUAUCAUUGGAUGGAUGGAGUUCAUUAAAUAAUUUUAAAAUUGAUUAUUCAUCACGAGAUAUUUUUCCUGUUGGUUGGUGUCAAUUAGCUGGAAUUCGUAUUGCAAAAGUUGGUGGAAAUCCUCCUUCUCGUACAUCAAAUAAAACGUUACCAAAAAUUUCGAAUAAACAACAUGGAAAUAUUCGACAACAGCAAUCGAAAAAUAAGAAAAUAAUUGCUUCAUCAUUAUCAAAUGAUUCAUCAACCACUAUGGAUGAGAAAAAUAAUAAUUUAACAACGAAAAGAAAAACAAAUCAAACAUCAAAAAUUGAAAAAGAGAACGGAGAUUCAAUGGAUUUAAAUGAAACUAAUGAAAAUAUUAAAAAGAAACAAACCAUUGUGACUGUAUAUUUAAAUUAUCUUGGUGAUAAUAGUGGAAUGUUAUUAAAUCCACAAAAAUUUCGUUCAUCAAUGCCAUCAACAUUUGGACCCGAUGAAUGUCAUACUGUCUUAACAUCAAUAUUUGAUGCAUGUAUGAAAUGUGCUUUUCAACAAGCAUCAUUUAUUAAACGAAUACUUGAUCAAUUUCCAAUACCUAAAGAUGAAGAAAAAGAUUCUUAUAUACAGAUGAAAUUGGAAAAUGGUACAAUAAUAUAUGUUAGACAGCUUAAAACAGAAGAUGAUUUUUGGGAUGUUAUUCGUAUAUUGCAAAAUGGUAUUUUAUCUGGUAAUGAUCUUUUUAUUUCAACACCUCCACUAUCCGUGAAUAAUCAAAGUGAUGAUUCAUCUACAUCAUCUGAGAAAAAGAAAGAUUUAUCACAAUCAUAUCGAUCAAUAAAUAAUAGUAAAACUAAACGAAAAAGUACAGAAUUGGCUUCAUAUCCAGAGAAUAAAACAUUUAUAAGUAAUGGUAAAGCAGUACGAUCCAGUUCGACUGAAAGAACGAUUUAUGACACAAAACCUUCAUCGAAUACUUAUUCAAUACCAAGAAAUGAACAAUAUUCGAAUUCAAAACCAAAUCCACAUGGCUAUGAGUCUCGUCAUAUUGAACGAUUUACACCAAGUGAAGUAGCAGCAUUUGUACGAGGUAUUGAUCCAUCAUUUGAUAGUCUUGCUUCAAGAUUUCUUCAAGAAGAAAUUGAUGGAAAAGCUCUUCUUCUUCUUACAACAGAUACAUUAAUGAGACAUAUGGGUUUAAAACUUGGUCCGUCACUUAAAAUUGUUCAUCAUAUUGAACAAUUAAAAAAAUGUUAA